This is a messenger RNA of Neomonachus schauinslandi (Hawaiian monk seal), 1169 nucleotides long. It is a transcript of the gene TGFBR3L, whose product is annotated as transforming growth factor beta receptor 3 like. The record is from RefSeq and is a predicted model, not a curated record. Lineage: Eukaryota; Metazoa; Chordata; Mammalia; Carnivora; Phocidae.
CCCGGACCUUCAGGGGACGUACCAUGCCUACUCUGCCAGCACCGAGCACCGGGGAAUCCCUCACCGCAACAGCAUCCAUUUUCCAAAGGAGGCGGGAAGGUUGCUCCGCUGGCCUGGAGGGGCUAAGGGGCAGCGCGACCUGCUUCGUGUCACCCUUCUCCCCGCCAGCGCCCCCAUUCCCCGCGGCGCCCGGGCCCUGGCUGCGCCGUCCCCUUUUCAGUCUGGAGCUGUCGGACGCGGAGGAGGCCUUCCCGCGCCGCGCGGGGCCGCUCGAGGUCCCGGCCGACAGCCGCGUGUUCGUGCAGGCGGCCCUGGCCCGACCCUCUCCGCGCUGGGGCCUGGUCCUGCACCGCUGCUCGGUGACACCGUCCUCGCGCCCGGCCCCGGGGCCCGCCCUGGCGCUGCUGCGCGGGGGCUGCCCCGCCGACUCCUCGGUCGUCCUCCCGCCGCCGCCGCGCCCGGGUGCUACCGGGUCCGCGCGCUUCAGCUUCCGCCUGCGCCCGGUCUUCAACGCCUCCGUGCAGUUCCUGCACUGCCAGCUGAGCCGCUGCCGCCGCCUCCGGGGAGUCCGCCGGACACCUGCGCCUCUGACGCUGCCGCCGCCAUCGCUGUGUCUGCCUCAGGAUGAGGCGUGCGCGGGCGCCGGCAGCGGCGAGAGCCUGGGUGCCGACAGUCCCCACCUGCACACGCUGACGCAGCCCAUCGUGGUCACAGUGCCGCGGCCACCCCCCAGGCCAUCCAAGGGCGUCCCCGGCAGAGCCGUGCGCCCCGAGCCUCCUGCCGCGGCCCCCGCGGCCCUGGAGCCCGCGCCCGUGGUGGCGCUGGUGUUGGCUGCCUUCGUGCUGGGCGCCGCGCUGGCCGCCGGGCUCGGCCUCGUCUGUGCGCACUCAGCGCCCCCAACCCCCGGUCCGGCCCCGAGAGACUCGCCCAGCGGCCCCCAGCCCAGGAUGCCCCAGUGAGAAAUGAGACCCAUGAGGCACUCUCUGAAGUAACUUGUCAAAGGUCACAAAAUUUGGUGGAGCUGGAAUUCAAACUCGGGCACUGGGUCACCCGUGGCCAACUUCGGGCUCUGUGUCACAAGAGGGGUCCUCAAACCUCGGACAGACACUAGACGAGGAGAAUUCGCGACUCAGACCUAGCACCCACCCUCACUCCCGCACACAGACUGA